AUGAGAUCAAUAACUCAAAGGUGGACGUGCCGGAGUGGUUAUCGGGCAUGACUAGAAAUCAUGUGGGCUUUGCCCGCGCAGGUUCGAAUCCUGCCGUCCACGCUUUUUGCUCUCUCUCUCUUUUCUUUUCUUUUUAUUUUAUACUUCCGUUGGGUAAUGCAACGAACUGGUUCAAGAAAAAUCCAUGGAGUUUUCGACUGAAAAACCAUGGUGGGACUGGGACUGGGAACCCCAAAAACAAAAGGUUAUUUUGUUCUCAUUCUACUCAGAGCUGCUACUUCUAUCAACAAUGGCAGCAAUGUCAGCAGAGUGAUACUAAAUCACUGCAGUACUCUCAAACAACUCCACCAACUUCACGCUCACUCCAUCGUCACCGGCCUCCUCUCUUCCUCUCAUGCCCAUUUAUUGCUCACCACUUUUCUCUUCUCUGCAACUUCACUUUCUCACAACAAUAACAAUGGCGGAUUGACUGGAUUGAGAUACGCCUUCUCUCUCUUCAACCUCAUUCAAAACCCAUCUACAUUUUCCUUCAACAACAUCAUCAGAGCCCACUCUCUUUUCUCCUCACCGCUACAGUCUCUCCUCCUCUUCUCCCGCAUGCGCCGUCUCUCCCUCUCUCCCGACUUUCAUACCUUCCCCUUCGUCCUCAAGGCCUGCGCUCAGUUGGGUCCCGGAAAUAACGACGCCAUUUCCAUCGCCCAAGCUCUUCACUCCCAAUCCUUCAAGUUUGGCUUCAACACGGAUUCUUUUGUCUCCAACGCCCUCAUCCGCGUCUACUCCGUCUGCCGCUGCCUCUCCGACGCGUGCCGGGUAUUCGCUGAGGACCCUCAACACAGGGAUGUGGUCUCAUACAACACUCUAAUUGAUGCGUUUGUCAAAGCAGGUGAAAUUUCGGGUGCCCGUAAAUUGUUCGACGAAAUGCACCUGAGAGACUCUGUCUCCUGGGGUACCAUAUUAGCCGGUUAUGCGCAGAGUAAUCAGUGUGAGGAGACAAUUCGACUCUUUUAUCAGAUGCUUGAAUUGCAAAUUCGUCCGGAUAAUAUUGCCUUGGUUUCGGUUCUCUCUGCGUGUGCCCAGCUGGGGGAUUUAGAACGAGGCUAUACUAUACACGAUUACAUUAGCACAAAUGGAAUUCGUCUAGACUCCUUCUUGACUACAGGAUUGGUCGACUUGUAUGCCAAGUGUGGCUGCAUUGAGAUUGCUAAAAAGAUAUUUGACUCGAGUUUAGACAAGAACUUGUGUACAUGGAAUGCCAUGCUCGUUGGAUUUUCCAUGCACGGUCUUGGCCAGCAAUCAGUAAACUAUUUCUUUAGAAUGAUAGAAGCUGGAAUUAAGCCAGAUGGGGUUAGCUUUCUGGGAGUGUUGGUGGGUUGCAGCCAUGCGGGUUUAGUAGAUGAAGCCAGAAAGCUCUUCAAUGAGAUGGAAUCUAUGUACAUGGUUUGUAGAGAGCAAAAACAUUAUGGGUGCAUGGCUGAUUUGCUGGGGAGGGCUGGUCUGAUAGAAGAAGCAAUGGAGAUGAUCAGGCAGAUGCCAAUGGGGGGUGAUGUGUUCGUGUGGGGUGGGCUGCUAUCAGGUUGCAGGCUUCAUGGGAAUGUUGGUGUUGCUAAGAAAGCAGCAGAGCGUGUGAUGCAGCUGAAACCGGACGACGGCGGUGUGUAUUCGAUCAUGGCGAGCGUGUAUGCGAAUGCGGAGCAGUGGGAGGAUGUGGUGAAGAUGAGGAGGUGGAGGGAGUCGAAGAAGGUGAAGAAGAGUGCAGGUUGUAGCUUGAUUCGAUUGGAAGGAGUGACUCAUGAGUUUGUUGCUGGGGACACACUGCAUCCCCAAACUGAUGAGAUAUAUUCAAUUUUGAAUAUUGCAUGUAAAGAUACCAAUUUCAAACAUUCUACCUAAAUAUGUCUCAUUAUUUUUUCAUCAAUAUAUUUAACUAGAAAAAUAUCCUGGA
Humulus lupulus (European hop) is the source of this 1942-nucleotide messenger RNA. RefSeq names its product pentatricopeptide repeat-containing protein At5g61800. NCBI's taxonomy places the organism in Eukaryota, Viridiplantae, Streptophyta, Magnoliopsida, Rosales, Cannabaceae. The transcript has a single exon. The record is from RefSeq and is a predicted model, not a curated record. Gene Ontology annotation, molecular function: RNA binding; protein binding. Bases 208 to 1890 code for a protein of 560 amino acids. Gene Ontology annotation, biological process: RNA modification.